GAGUGGGUAGGGCUCUGCUUUUAGUCGGUCUUGCUCCGGUAGUAACCCUGGUUCUGGAAAUGGUCCCCAUGUCAAUGGAAUAAUCCUCCGCCCCGGCAUCCUUUGUCGAUUACAUAUGAUGGGGGGCAUUAGCGCUCUAGGCGGAACCCAUCUGCUGUACCUCUCUUUCUGGUGCAGCUGGACUCGUCAAAAAUGCAUUUAUUGGCACCAGCCCACUUCCAUCCCGGAUAAGCUAGACAGCCAGCCUGACCUGUGGAGUCUCUUGAUACCGAGCGGUGUUUCCCUCUCCCUUGUCUCUCUCACUGCCUCUUGCAACUUGCGUGUUGUAGUAGCAAAAGUAGAAGUGCACACCCCACUCUUUCUCCGGCCUUGAGCAAAUUCUGUUUCUGAGUGCUCCGUACUCCGUAC
Messenger RNA from Aspergillus neoniger CBS 115656, 408 nucleotides. RefSeq lists its product as uncharacterized. The coding region runs from base 119 to 373 and encodes 84 amino acids. The record is from RefSeq and is a predicted model, not a curated record. Lineage: Eukaryota; Fungi; Ascomycota; Eurotiomycetes; Eurotiales; Aspergillaceae. The transcript has a single exon.